AUGCCUUUGGUGAAAUCUGGAAUAUCGCUUGCACCUGAUAUGAAGUUUGGCUGGAAACCAAAGGCAAUUGAGAUUUCAAUCCCUAUCCCACUUUAUUUUGACUAUGAAGAGGAACUACUAGAUAUCACCCCUCUUGACAGAGCAAAUAAAAAGAAACUACCAAUUAUUUAUUACGAUAAGGAAAAUGGCCAUGUGGUCAGUUAUGAUGAAAAUGGAAAUGUUAUUGAUGUGCAAAAUGGAAGGCCAUUCAUCGGAAUGAAUUAACUUUACAGCGAGUAAAUCCAAUGCGGAGAUAUUUUGGACUUUGAUUCAAAAUUUGAAUGUGGAAAUCUAGACAAAGUAGUAUUGGUUAAUAAAGAUGAAUAUGAUCUUUAUAUGAGAGUAGAUUCAAACACUAGAGGUCAUCAUUAGUGGUUUUAUUUUAGAGUUAAAAAUACUAAUUAAAAAAAAGUCAGAUUUAACAUUGUAAAUUUCACCAAGAAACAAUCUUUAUAUGAGCAAGGAAUGAAAGUUUGCUAUUGCAGUUCGAAGGAGAAAAAAAUCUUAACAAAACAGCAUUUGGAAAGAUAAAACUAAUCAGGAGAUUUUAACAGUUUUAAGAGUUAAAAUCAGGAAAUAGAUAUAGACAGCAUAGGCUGGAAAAGAGGGGGAAUAGAUAUUGAGUAUAAGUAUUCAAAAAUAAACUAAAAUAUUCAGAGAAGGUUUUUCAACAUGAGUGAUUACAGCGAAUCUGAGGAGGAUGAGGAUGAAGCUCCUGUAAAAUAAAAAAUUUAUUAUCAAAUGAGUUUCACCUAUGACUUUGUCUUUGAAAAUGAUGAAACUUACUUUGCUUAUUGUUUUCCUUACUCAUUCACAAAGCUGCAUAGCUUCCUGAAAAGUAUUAAAUAAUAACCAAAUUCCAGCUAUUUCUAUCAAGAGACUACUCUUUGCAGAGCCUUAUCAGGCAUUGAAUUACCUCUACUCACAGUAACGACCAGAGUAACAUCUAAAAAUAUGCACCAGAUUAUUCCAAAUGAGUUCCAUGGACAAGAGUUGCCCAAGUCUAAAUUUAAAAAAGUGGUGGUAAUAUCUGGUAGAAUACAUCCUGGUGAAAGCAAUGGCUCUUUUAUGAUGCAAGGGUUUAUCAGAUUCAUAACAAGUAAUCAUACUGAGGCACAAGAAUUGAGAAAGCGUAUUAUAUUUAAGAUUAUACCCAUGAUAAAUCCAGAUGGAGUGCUUAUUGGAAACUAUAGAACUUCAAUGAGUGGAAAUGAUCUAAACAGAUAAUAUUUAAAGCCACAUUUGUAGCUUCAUCCCUCAGUAGUGGCAAUCAAAAGACUGAUGAAGGACAUGAAAUUCGAGUAUUAACAGUAUUUUCCGAAUGAUAACUGCUUGCUAGCAUUUAUCGAUAUGCAUGGGCAUAGUAGAAAGAAGAAUGUGUUUGUUUACGGACCAUAUUAUUAAAUUCAUCAUGAAAAUUACCUUAAAAUGAGGCUACUACCUAAAAUUCUAUCAGAAUAGACUUCAAUGUUUAGAUUUUUUGCAAGUAGAUUUAGAAUAGAAAAGUCUAAAGAAAAAACAGCUCGAGUUGUGCUUUUCAGGGAAUUUAAUAUAUUAAAUUGCUUUACUCUUGAAGCAUCUUUCCUUGGAUACUUUAAUGAAAAAAGAAUUACAAAAGACUAUGAAAUUUCUAAAUACGAAAAAAUGGGAAUUAAAUUAGGGACAUCAUUAUAUGAGUAUUCAAUGAUCAAAGAAGAAGACGAAAAGAUAAAAGAACAGAGACUGAUUAACUAGUUAAAAUCUAGUACCUUGAAAAGCAAACCAACAAAUAGUAACAUUAAAAUUGAUAAGAAAAAAUUAAAAAAACUUAUGCAAAAUAUUCAAAUAUUUAGUGAGGAUAAUAACAGUGUUGGAGAUGAGGAUAAAAAAUAGCAAGAUGAAAGCUAAAAAUCUAAUAAAUCUGGAUAGAAGAAGAAUAAACAGACGACUCUUAAAUUAGGUAAGAAACGAUUAAAAAAUAGCAAAGCAGUUUUAGAGUAAAAUCCCCAAGACAAUAGCUUAUUAAAUGCCUAAGAUGAAGCUGGCGAGAAUCUUAAGAAAUUCAGGACUAUUGAUUAGAUUUACAAAGAAAUAAAGUUGAAAGAAAAAAAUCAGCAUUUAGAUGCAGAUCCAGAAGAUUUAGUUUCUGAUUCAAGCGGAGGAUCAGAUUCAGAUCCCUCAGGAGAUGAACUUGAUGUAACUUUCUUUAAGUUUGAUAAACAUUUAGCUCGAAAAAAGGAAAAAGAUCUAGGGGAAUAUUAUCAAUAUGCUAGACAAUUUCGUUAAUGUGCUUUCUGA
Molecule: messenger RNA, 2316 nt
Organism: Stylonychia lemnae
Lineage: Eukaryota; Ciliophora; Spirotrichea; Sporadotrichida; Oxytrichidae
Source: the annotation of a GenBank genome assembly